AUGAAGAUUACGACAAUCUGUCUUGCCUUGGUCGGGCUCACCAGCGUCAACGCAGCACUAGUUGGCCGACAAAUUAAACCUGUGCCACCGUCGGAUGGACCAGGGACCCAGAUGCUCGACGCAGCGCGUCGCGGCAUAGAACGAUGGGGGCUGAACGGCGACUUGCAGCCUCCCACCAGUCCUAAACCCCCUCUGCGAGAGAUGCCCUUUGGUCUAGGUGUUCCUAAGCCCGGUUCCAAGUAUGACCCAGACAAGAAGACCGGAGUGACACGAGUGCCGGGCGAGCCGCUUGGACCGGCGAAGAAGUGCAGGCCAUGCAAGAGGAAGAGGCAACUAGACUGUUGUCCCAGCCUGGGCAAGCCUACAAAACCGUCCAAGCCGUCCAAGCCGUCCAAGCCGUCCAAACCGUCCGCGAGCAAACCUUCGUUUCCCAGGGGCAAAACACUCCGGGUGACCCGUGCGUCUGCGAAGGUGGCUGCUAUUAGUGUAUUGGCGCCGUAUGCGCGCGAUGUUUAUGAAGACAUCAAGACGUGGCCGGUACUCGGAUAUCUUCUACAAGGGUUCGACGAUGCGGUGGAAUCCCUUCAGGUCGCUAUUGGAGGUCCGGGGCGGGACGACAUUGACGGAAAUGACCUAAAAGCUAGCUUUAUUUGCUGGUUAAAAGGAGGAGAGGCCGAAGAGACUAUUGCUGGAAGGCCGAACAAUAUAUGCACCCCCUGGGAUAAGAGAUUCGAUAAGGAUUUUGAGGAAUUGCUGAAGAAAGGCGAGCUUGAUAAGGACGUGAAGUUGUGUCAAGGGUACGAGACGCAUCACAAUCCUUACAAGUCGGUUGAGGACUGGUUCAAAGACAGGUGCAAGGCGCUGUUUGCUUCCAGCGCAUAUUCGAAGUGGACGUUGGAGAAAUGGAGCAAUGGACUUAACAAGGCACUGGAGUUUUGUUAUAGUGUUCACGACAAGGAGCCGGCCGAGGACGAUUUACGGCACAAGAUAGAAAAGGACUGCACCGCGUUCCAAGCCAAGGUCGACGAGAUUGAGGGCCAGGCGGCGAAAAAAACCGUCAAGAAACCGGCCGUGGGCGUGGGGCUCCCAACUCUCAAGAAUAAUGGCUGCACUUGCAAUGCCAGCAAGCUGCAGCCGUUCGACACCCGCUGCGGGAGGUACUGUCGGCUCGUGUACAAGCUCGGCUACGGUGUCCUUGUCUGA
Cordyceps fumosorosea ARSEF 2679 is the source of this 1203-nucleotide messenger RNA. RefSeq names its product Heat-labile enterotoxin IIA, A chain. The transcript has 2 exons. NCBI's taxonomy places the organism in Eukaryota, Fungi, Ascomycota, Sordariomycetes, Hypocreales, Cordycipitaceae. The coding region runs from base 1 to 1203 and encodes 400 amino acids. The record is from RefSeq and is a predicted model, not a curated record.